Messenger RNA from Oncorhynchus masou masou (cherry salmon), 4564 nucleotides. RefSeq names its product ceramide-1-phosphate transfer protein (gene cptp). Bases 814 to 1470 code for a protein of 218 amino acids. Gene Ontology annotation, cellular component: cytoplasm. The transcript has 3 exons. Gene Ontology annotation, molecular function: lipid transfer activity. The record is from RefSeq and is a predicted model, not a curated record. Lineage: Eukaryota; Metazoa; Chordata; Actinopteri; Salmoniformes; Salmonidae. Gene Ontology annotation, biological process: intermembrane lipid transfer.
GCGGCCACUAGAGUAUCUGGUCAAUAUAAAAUAUUAUAUGUGUUCUAGCAGAUGUCUCUUUCGAAUGAGUGUGAAAUCAAAGACGGCUUAGAAACGUUGGUGGAAUCACAGGCUAUAGGAGAGUUAGCUAAACUAGCGGUAAACAACGUGCUCUAAAGUUCGUGGCUAGCUACAUUUCUGUAUUUUGAAGAAUUUUCGAUUUAACCAGUGGUGUCACUUAUCUUAGGCAUCCUGGCUGGGUGUUCAAACUAGAAUGGGUCGAAAAGUAGAUGACUAGUUAGCUAAUGUAGACUGAUUUGCCGGCUAAAUUAUGAUGGACAAAGCUUUCCCUGCAAAAAAUGUAUUUAGCUCGCUCGAUGGCUGCAAGAAGCAGUUUUGUUUUAGAAAGAUUGGUUAGCAGCGUGUGUUGUUGCUAGCUAGCAGUGGCACUUACACCAAAGAUGGUCUCAUUAGCUUAUCGGUGUUUAUACUGUUUGUUCCAACGCGCUUCACCCAUCAUUAUCGACACCAAUUGGCGAGGAUGUGCAACUGCACUGCAGUACUCACGAACUUCGGACCUGCGCAGGGCCGUUCGCAGUGUUUUGGUCUUCAAUAGCUUCAUAAACCCCGCACAUUAUUACAAUUUAUCUUUUUAAAAUGUGAUUUUAAUCAUAACCCUAAGCACACUGCUAACCGUAUACUUUGUUUUUUGUUAUUGCAUUUUUUGCUAUUUUGUGGCUGUGGAAUCCGACUUUGUUGCUAGAAGCUAGUGGAAACCUAGCUAGUAACGUUACUUCCGUGGGACGACAGAGUUCGCAAUACUUCCGUGUAGCCAUGGCCGAUUCUGUUGCAGUAGAGGACCCGAAAUUCACCUUACAAGAGGUUCUUGACACUUUUAAGUCAUGCCUAUCUGAAAACAAAGAAGUAUUCCUCGAACAUUAUGUAGCAGGAUGGCUUGGUCUUGUAAGAUUCAUGAACAGCCUGGGGAGUGUGUUCUCCUUCAUCGCCAAGGAUGCUGUCAACAAGAUCCAAAUCCUGAUCAACCAUCUGAACAGUGAGAAUGGGGCCCACUACGUCACCGUCCAGUCUAUGGUCAAAUACGAACUGGACAACCAACUGGUGGACCUGACUAAGAGAGGCAGCUUCCCCGAGUCCGGCUGCCGCACCCUCCUGAGGCUGCACCGUGCCCUGCGCUGGCUGGAGCUCUUUCUCGAACGGCUGCGCACCAGCACUGAAGAAAGCAAGACCUCUGUCAUGUGCUCUGAGGCCUAUAAUGAAUCCCUCUCCCAACACCAUGCAUGGAUCAUCCGCAAGGCUGCCGGUACAGCUUUCUGGGCUCUCCCAGGGCGUGCCACGUUCUUUGAUGUGAUGAAUGUAGGUACCCCAGAGCAGGUAGUGGCCAUGCUAGGGGAUGCCCUGCCGCUCAUCUCUGAGGUGUACCAAGUGACAGAGGACCUCUAUGCCCAGAACAAUAUAUUGGACUUGCCCUAGUAGGCAGGAAGUACUGUAGUAGUAGUUGCCUGGUGGUCCCAGAUCUAUGUGUGUCAUCUUGCCAACUCCAAUGGAAUUGUUUAUAAGAGUUGGCAAGACAGCAUAAAUAGAUCGGAGACCACCAGGCUACUGUAGGCCUCGUAGUCCAACCAGCACAUCAAUGCUGGCAAUCUGUGCUGCUCCUUAUUGUUUCUUGGUGACAAUUUCUGGUGUAUAGAGAUGGGUGUAUUACUGUAUGUACAUUACAUUAUUAUGUAGUAAGGCAGCAUUACCCAUGUAUUUAUUUCUAAUUAGAAUUGUGAAAUGGGAUUUCUAUGGCAUUCAGUGCUGUCUUUGUGCAACACAUCUCUUUGCAUUUAAGUCUCUCCUUAAUUUGUUUAGGCAUGCAUCAGUUUUUAGCGCUCAAAGUAGGUUUUGUAUUAUGGGAAGAGUAUGAUUUCAUUGCAAAUGCAAUAACAUAUUUUUAGGUUGUAUGUCUGUCUUGUCUAAUCUAAAGAUAUACAUGUCCUUAAUUGUCCCCCCACAAUGAAAUUGGGGAGGGGACUGUGGAUCUGUCUCUGUACGUUCGUUCGUCACACGUGAUAUCUCGGACCGCACUGGCCCAAUUUUGACAAAUCGACAGCAAUUUUGUGGAAUGAUGCGUCUUGCCAUAGAAAUCAGGCAUUUACAAAAUUACACUGAUUAUCCAGAUGGCGUGUGACAAAGGAACUGCAGCCCAUUGUUCAAAUGGGUUAAAUGGAAACUGAAAACCUGAGACUGACUGUAGGUCUAUAACCUUUCACAGAGUCUUAAUAUUAACCCCUGCAGAAUUAAGCAUUUCUUGAAGUAAACUGAUACAAAAAGAUUGCCGUAUAACUGCAGUAUGUUGCAAAUACUGCGUCCAAAAUAACUUAGUGUAUCUGCAGUUACAGUGCAGUGUAUUGCAGUUAUUACUGCAUCCAAAAUACCACAGUCAGCUAGUUACUACGCUUUUACUGCAGUUCCAAAACUGUAAUCUUUAUUUGGAAGAGACCGAUCAUAUUCAACGGGAGUUGUGCAUUCUUAAAUUCAUCAGUUAUUCUGCACUCAGGCAUACUCAGAGUAGUGCUCUGACAUCUUAGUAGAUAGCCAGAGUGAAUUUACCAACUCGCCCUUAGUGUUCUAGGGCAACAUAUAAUGACAGAACAGAGGUUGCAUGUAGGCCUGUCUAAAUAUAGACAAGUUACCUAACAAAUAGCCUACCAAAAUGUCUGAAAUUAUAAGCAGGAACAUAGCUAAAUUAGGCACACAAAAAAAUCCCCCACCUCCUGUCAAAAAAUGUAUUCUGUGGUCUGACUAUAGCCUACAGGGCAUCUUCUAUAUUUGCUGGGUCGGGUGCGGGCCUCAGAUUUUCACUUUAACACACAUAGUCAGUCGUUGCAGAUGGGUUAUUAGCAAUUGUGGGUAAGUACGUAAACAGCUGAACAAACUUCUGAAUCGUGCACCACUGGCUGAUUUUUGAGGAAACUUGGGUGAAUGAUGAGUCUUUCCCAGUGGCGGUCAGUGCCGUUUAAGAUGAGGGAGGACAAAUGUUUUUCAUGAGCAUGGCCUUAUUUCUAUCACAGGAUAUUGGAUGACUAAUUCAUAUUCCAUUCACCUAGGUUUAGACUACUACAUGAUACUCAUAUUUUCCCAAUACCAAUCAUGAGGUUGCUACAACCUAGCCUAUGAAUGAAAGUUUACAGCGUAGGUGCACACAGGUCGAGAGACAUAGGGUGUCAUAAUUAGUCCAACAGUUGCAAACGAGUUUCUAUUGGACAAAUUCAGGUAUGUUUAUCCCUGUUUGUUCCCAUUUGCUUCCAUUUAAGAAAUGUUUUUCAACAGAAUUGGCUGAAUGAAUACACCCCUGAUAAUGUGUAAACACAUCACUUUCAUAACAGCCACGUUGUAUUCCUUUUCGCAUCUCUCCUCCUCACCUCUUCCCUUUGUUGUGGACUUCAAUGCACAACCCAUCAGCUGUAUGUGACCAGGUGGAAAAAACCUUUGUAAGCCAAACCGCUACACACAGCCUACAUCAUUGUCACCAUAUUAGCUAAAGUAGUGUCAUAGUCUGCAUAGAAAAUAGAACUAACGCGUUUGUAAACCCGGCAGGCAGUAACGCUACAGUGUACGGUCAGUGAGUAGUUACGUCAACGAGGCCCCGAUGGCAAUAAAUUAGUAAUACCAAAAGCUUACCUUGGAAAAACCUUGGAGAAAAAAAAUUAAAAAACAACUUGGAGGAGUUCCAGUGUUAGUUUGGAAAGUCAUAGCCAGUGAGCUAACAUAGCAUCACUCUGUUUGAGCAGGGUGUUUCAGUAGGCUAAACUAGCCAGCUGCAAUUGCUAGCAAAGUAAGUGAUUCUGAAAGUGGGGAAAAAUAACAAUCUCUAUUUUUCUCUUGCUUCCCCUUAAUUUGAUCAAAACUGUUCCAACUACUGUCAUUCUCUUUGAGUUAAUUACUCACCCCAUUGUAUACACUGCAGUGCUAGCUAGCUGUAGCUUAUGCUUUCAGUACUAGAUUAAUUCUCUGAUCCUUUGAUUGGGUGGACAACAUGUCAGUUCAUGCUGCAAGAGCUCUGAUAGGCUGGUGGAUGUCCUCUGGGAGUUGUCAUAAUUACUGUGUAAGUCUAUGAAAGGGGGUGAGAACCAUGAGCCUCCUAGGUUUUGUACUGAAGUCAAUGUACCCAGAGGAGCACAGAAGCUAGCUGUCCCCCGGCUACACCAUGGUACUAUCCUACAGAGUACUGUUGAGGCUACUGUAGACUUUUGCAAAAUAAUGUUUUAAACAAUUAUUUGGUGAUGUGAUUAUAUUUAGUAUAGUUUUAUCUAAAAAUGAUAACUUUUUAAAUGAUUUACAUUUUUCUGAAAUUCACUGAAGAGGAUGGUCUUCCCGUUCAUCCUCUGAGGAGCCUCCUCUGGUUUUGCCUUAGAAGUCUGUUAUUUACAAAAUUACACUGAUUGGCCCAAGGGGGGUGGAUGACGUUUACUGUUGCCUUGUUUAUUGUUUAAAAUAUGUACCACUUAAUCUUACAGUUUUUCAUUUUUUCUGUUCACUAUGAAUGAAAUUAUAAAUUAAACACAGAGACCUGAUAAGUCUA